AUGUAUCCCCCAAAGAGAGAGAUUUGUUUUAUUCCAUUCUAUCAAAAUGUAUUCCAACAGUUCUUUUAUUGUUCUUUCUUUUCCCCUUUUUACUUUUUAUUACCAUUGAUGGGUAGUAGGAUCACUGUACCACUACCACUCAAUGAGUUCUCACACCAAAUAGAGAUACAUUCUCCUCCUCUUCUUCUCACCAUGAAGAGUCAGGUAUCAUUUCUGCUAUGGAAACUCCCACUAAGGUGUGACUGGUUACUAUUUCCCCCAAAAAUAAUAAACAUAAUUCAAUAUUACAGAGAUAAAAAAGGAAAGCUUAGAAUGGGACACAAGGAAAUGUAUAUUCCCAUUUCUAUUGAAUGGGAUAAAGAGUCUCAUGUGUUGUACAAUGCGUCCAUUUGA
This is a messenger RNA of Trypanosoma theileri, 393 nucleotides long. RefSeq lists its product as uncharacterized. The transcript has a single exon. Lineage: Eukaryota; Euglenozoa; Kinetoplastea; Trypanosomatida; Trypanosomatidae. The coding region runs from base 1 to 393 and encodes 130 amino acids. The record is from RefSeq and is a predicted model, not a curated record.